This is a messenger RNA of Exserohilum turcica Et28A, 654 nucleotides long. RefSeq lists its product as uncharacterized. The record is from RefSeq and is a predicted model, not a curated record. The coding region runs from base 1 to 654 and encodes 217 amino acids. NCBI's taxonomy places the organism in Eukaryota, Fungi, Ascomycota, Dothideomycetes, Pleosporales, Pleosporaceae. The transcript has a single exon.
AUGCGCGUCAAAUAUAUUUUCGGUGGCCUCAGUCUGCUCGCCUCGCUCAUUACCCCCGGUUCAGCAGUGCCGACGACUCAGAUUGGCACCGUUCUCAAAGAUGGCUUUGAGAUUCCGAAGCCACAACCCCCCGCCAUCAGCUCCGACUCUAGCAUCACAAAACGUGUGAAUGCUUCUUUCGAGAUCAACCAAAAGUCACACUCCCUCUCCAAGCGAUAUGUCAUUAGUUGGCGGCGCAUGGUCAAUCUGGUCCUGAAAAGGGCUGUAGGAAAAUUUGUGACAGGAACUCAAUGGACUUUCACCAUGACAAUGCAAUGGGAUUUCAAGCUGAAAAAAUUGGUCUAUAAUGCUGCGAGUUUCUCGUUCGGUGAGGGCAGCGCAGAAAUAACAGGCGAUCCGGGUUUGGAUUAUAUUUCCGGCACAGAGGUUAAUGUACACGCGGUGGUCAAACUCACUCAGAAGGGGAUCGAUGAUCUUGCGCGGAUUACUCUGAAUUGGGUCGAUGAUGUAUACACCGAUGGCUUUCAUCAGUUCGACCACUAUGGGCCAGGAAAAAAACCAUUCUACCUUGAAUACUAUACUCAGCCAUUUCACAACUAUCAUGAGAUGGAACAUUCGUAUUACACCGGUAGUGUAAUCCCGUUAGAUACCUAA